AUGAACGUAGUACACAGGGAAAUAACAACUGGUAAAAACAAAACACGAACCAACUUUACAGCAGAUUUUGCAAGAAGAGACGCAUCUUUGGGUAUACGCGGUACUUCCCUACUGCCAGUGUCCUCAUACUGUCGUGCAAGCAAAAAUACGAUGAAAGGUCCUAGGUAUCAAUUCGAUGCUACCGUGAAAACUUCAACCAAACGGUCAUCUAUGGGACCUCCUUCAAGGCCUCCGCCUAGUUCCAAAAAAAGAUUAAUAAGCUCGAUCUCGUCAAGACUAGAGUCGUCUUCAAGCGGAAGACAGAUGCCCGCAGUACUAGCUAACGAUUCCACCGCUGAUACUUCCAACGACAUGCGCACACCCAGGAAUCGGCCAACCGCCUUGAGAUACAUAAGCAGUAGUAGUAGAGGUGGUUACAGCGGCGCCAGAUCGGGCAGAUCAACGAGCGUGUCCGCAGUAGAAGCUAGUGUUAUUUUAGCUAUAUCGGAAGGCAGAGGAAUGGCCCGCGGGGAAAUAGGAAUGGCAGCCGUCGAUCUAAAACAUCCACAUCUAGUACUGUGUCAAUUUAGUGACACGCUCUUAUACACUCACACACUAACAAAAAUAAACUACUUCAAUCCAGUUGAGAUAAUUGUGCCGCACACAUUCUGCGAGGGCGUGAAACCGAAUCAACUUUAUCAAUUGAUAAAAGACCAGUUCCCUUUGUGUACCCUAACGACGGUACAAAGGAGGCAUUUCAAUGAUUCAGCAGGCCGUCAGAACAUACAGACGCUUUGCGCACCGCAAUACAGCGGGGCUUAUCUCCAAGUACUGCAUAAAUUUUACGCACUAACCGCUGCGGCAGCGGUGCUGAAAUACGUAGAACACAUCCAAUGUAUAGUUUUCGCAAGAGAAUCUCUCAAAGUCGAAUAUAAUUCGUCAGAAAACACUAUGAUUAUUGACGUAGGUACGGCAACGCAACUGGAAUUAGUUCAGCCUUUAGUUCCUUCGGCUGGACCAAUGUGUUGUCUUCUUGGUGUGCUUGGCCCGACUUAUACUGUUGGAGGGAUUAGGGCAUUGAGGGCUUCUAUCUUGCAACCGUCUUGCAAUAAACAAUUAAUUGAAUCAAAACUAGAUGUUCUUCAAGAUUUAAUUGAAAAUGACAAUGGUUUGAUGGCUGAUUUACAGGACAUUUUAAGAAGGCUAUCAGAUAUUGAUAAAAUAUUAUUCUUGUGCAUUGAGCAUAAUAUUCAAAAUGCUGACAAAUUAGGAGAGGCGCAGCUCAAUCAAGUGUUAAUUCUAAAAACGACAAUGAAUAUGGUACCAAAACUAGUUGAAGCUUUGAAUCGUGCCGAAAGUGGUCUAUUAAGACAAUUUAAAACGGAUUUCGAAAAUCCACAUUACAAUGAAAUUGCCGAACGCAUAAAAAAUAUCAUACAAGACGACGCGCAUUUCGAGAAGGGAGUAAUGGGUAAUCUCCAAAGAUGUUUUGCAGUCAAGCCCGACAUUAACGGACUCCUCGAUGUGGCCAGAAGGACGUAUUCUGAAUUAAUAGAUGACAUACAGAAAAUUGUCGAACAGCUCAGCGAGACAUACGACCUGCCUCUGCGGCUAAACCAAAACGUUAUGAAAGGAUUCCACAUAGUUUUACCUAUAGCUCCAAAAAACAGACGCAAUUUCAGUAUUGAAGAUCUGCCCCCAAUUUUCAUACAGGUACACAACAACGGAGCCAGCGUAUCGAUGUCGACUGAAGAACUUGUAGUUCUCGAUCAACAGGCAAAGGAAUCUUUGAAUGAAAUACAAAGAAUGAGUAACAUAGUUAUCGAUGCAUUAUUGAAAGAUUUAAGGCCAUACAUGUCGAGUCUGUACAAAUUAUGCGAGAACGUGGCUGAAAUUGACAUCCUCCUGGCAUUAGCACAGGUUCGGAUUAUACAUAUUUUAAUGCAACAAAAGCAUUAUAACUCGUACCUCUUAACUUCUUAUAUGUUCCAGGCUAGCAUGGCAGGGUCGUAUAUCAGACCGGAAUUUAACAGCUAUUUAGAAAUAAGGAACAGCGUCCAUCCGUUAUUGGAUUAUAACAGUCACGUGAUGCCAGUUCCAAAUGACAUAAAUGCCAGCCCAGAAUACAAUUUCACUAUAAUCACCGGUCCGAAUAUGGGCGGCAAAAGUGUUUAUAUAAAACAGAUUGCUAUUAUGCAUGUUAUGGCGCAAAUUGGUUGUUUCUUGCCCGCCACUAAUGCUGUACUGCGACUUAGUGACAGAAUAUUUUCGAGAAUCGGUUUCAACGACAGCGUUGAGUUGAACGCUUCUACUUUUGUUUUCGAGAUGAAAGAGAUGCAGCAUAUUUUAAAAGGACUGACGCCAUCAAGUCUGGUCAUAAUAGACGAACUCUGUCGCGGUACAACAUACGAAGAGGGAGUCAGUAUAGCCUGGGCGAUCUGUGAAGAAUUAAUAUUAUCUGACGCUUUCACGUUCUUCACAACACACUUUUUAUAUUUGACGAAAUUGCAACACCUUUACUACAACGUGGUCAAUCGCCAUACUACUGUUAAGGAAGAAAACUUUGAUGAACUGAACGAUUCUCAUAAAAAACUGAUUUAUGAACAUAAAAUAGAAUUAGGAGUUACGAACAUAAAAAACUAUGGAUUGGCAUUGGCAGCAAAAACAAAUUUACCAGAAGACACCGUAAAACUUGCAUUUGAACUAGCAGAACUUAUGACCAUUGAUGAAGAGACGCCAGAAACCAUCCCGCCGCAAAGAAAUGACGAAAGAGAACUUUAUAUUUUAAAUGCAGAGCUACAAAAAGAAUAUAGAAAAAAUGGAGGUUCAGAGAAAGCUUUGGAAGCCAUCAUAAACAAAUUCAAAGAAAAUAAUGCUGAACUCGUUGAAAAAUUGAAAAUUCAAACCAGCAACAAUCCUUCUAGUUCAAGUAACGAAUGUUGGUCAAGUGACCCUAAAAAAGGCUAUUCAAAUAAUGCCAGUGGCAGUGGUAAAAAACCUUUGGAAUAUAAUAGAGCACCCGAACAACUAAGUACCGAGUCUUUAACAGAUAGCGAAAAACCCGGUGCUACAGAGAUAUACCCACAAAUCAAAUCUUCCAAUGAACUAUUGACAAGCAUGAAAAAUAUAAAAAACAAAUCUCAUACGAACAUUGACGAAGACAUACAAACGAUUGGUAUAGAAAACGUUAAUACUAAAUUAAAUAAUUUAUCUCCAAAUUGUUUAAAUGAAAGUAAUCAUUACAUUGAAGAAUACCAAAAUACGUUAAGCACGGAACAUGAGAAUUCACUCAGUGAUGAAGAUUUAUCAGAAGCACUAACGCAGGUUAUAGGAGAAUGUUCCAAUUCAUUCGAUCAUUCAAUAGAUAAUGAGGAUAGGGCUACCGAUGAAACCCUUAUGAUAGAAACGAUUAACGAAAUUAAUGAGGAAUUGAACAAUGCAUCUAGUUAUAAUUUUAACGAUUUAAUUUUAACGCCACCAAUCGCUUUCAGGGACAUUUCGUAGAAUAAACUAAAUGUCUUUUCA
Messenger RNA from Bombyx mandarina (wild silkworm), 3504 nucleotides. RefSeq names its product mutS protein homolog 4. Gene Ontology annotation, biological process: reciprocal meiotic recombination; mismatch repair. Lineage: Eukaryota; Metazoa; Arthropoda; Insecta; Lepidoptera; Bombycidae. Gene Ontology annotation, molecular function: mismatched DNA binding; ATP-dependent DNA damage sensor activity; ATP binding. Gene Ontology annotation, cellular component: nucleus. The record is from RefSeq and is a predicted model, not a curated record.